Messenger RNA from Hydra vulgaris (swiftwater hydra), 1723 nucleotides. RefSeq names its product alanine--glyoxylate aminotransferase 2, mitochondrial. Gene Ontology annotation, cellular component: mitochondrion. The record is from RefSeq and is a predicted model, not a curated record. Gene Ontology annotation, molecular function: pyridoxal phosphate binding; L-alanine:glyoxylate transaminase activity. NCBI's taxonomy places the organism in Eukaryota, Metazoa, Cnidaria, Hydrozoa, Anthoathecata, Hydridae. Gene Ontology annotation, biological process: glyoxylate catabolic process.
UACUAGAUCAAUUUAUUGUUUCUCUCAACAUUAGUGUUUGGAAUUCAGUGUUGGUAUAAUGUUUCAUCAGCAACAUAUUAAAGGAAUAAGCAAUCUUGCUUUUCGAACAAUAAGAUGUCUUCAUGUUCAAGGAAAUAUUUCUAUGCCUCCAUGUGAUUUUAAACCUGAACCAUAUGAUAGUAUUAGCUAUGACAAAGUUAGAGAAAUCAGACAAAAGCACAUGGUACCGGGUCUUUUAACAUAUUACAAAAAGCCUGUUAUGGUUCAUCAAGGCCAUAAACAAUGGUUAUUUGAUUAUGAUGGAAAGCGUUAUUUAGACAUGUUUGCUGGUAUUGUUACAGUUGGUGUUGGACAUUGUCACCCAAAAGUUGAAGAAGCAACCUUUAAACAAAUGAGAAAAUUGUGGCACACAACAAAUAUAUACUUACACCCUAAAACUCAUGAGUAUGCAGAAAAACUUGCAUCUAAAAUGCCUGGAGAUCUUAAGGUUGUUAUGUUUUUUAACAGUGGAAGUGAAGCCAAUGACAUGGCAAUGAUGCUUAUGCGAGCAUAUACAGGAAACUGGGAUAUUAUUUGUCACAGAAACUCAUACCAUGGAGCUGGUCCUCACACUCUUGGAAUACUAUCACAUUCUAAUUGGAAAUACAAUACGCCACUAGGUUUUGGGUGUCAUGCUAUGAUGAAUCCUGACCCUUACAAAGGACCAUGGGGAAGUGAAAACUGUAGAGAUUCUCCUGUUAAGAGUGGAUUGCCAUGUGAUUGUUCACCAGGUAAAUGUGUAGCAGCCGAUGCUUAUGCCAAGCAGUUGCAAGAUGUUCUAGAUUUUAGCGUCCCUAAUAAAAUUGCUGGAUUUUUUGCCGAGCCUAUUCAAGGUGUUGGAGGUACAGUGCAGUAUCCAAAAAACUACAUGAAAAUGGCUUAUGAGAAGAUUAGAGAGCAUGGGGGACUUUGUCUUUCAGAUGAGGUUCAAACUGGCUUUGGUCGUCUUGGUAGUCACUAUUGGGGCUUCGAAUCAAUGGGUGUUAUGCCUGAUAUGGUAACAUGUGCUAAAAGUAUAGCUAACGGCUUUCCGAUGGCUGCUUUAAUAACAACACCCAAGAUUGCAGAAACAAUGAAGUCUGCAGUUACUUUCAAUACAUUUGGAGGAAAUCCAAUGGCUUGUUCCGCUGCAUCUGCAGUUCUAGAUAUUAUUGAUGAAGAGGGUCUCAUGCAUAAUUCAGACGUUGUAGGAACAUUUUUCUUAAACCAGCUUGAUACCUUACGUAAGGAGUUUGAUAUAGUGGGUGAUGUCAGAGGUAAAGGGUUAAUGAUUGGAGUUGAAAUGGUCACAGAUAAGGCUAGCCGUAAACCGCUUCCUCCAGCACUAAUGUUAGAUAUAUGGGAACGAACAAAAGAUUAUGGAGUUCUGUUUGGUAAAGGCGGAAGAUUUGGCAAUGUUUUUCGCAUAAAGCCCCCAAUGUGCAUUACUAAAGAAGACGCGAUCUUUGCCACUGCAGUUCUUCGACAGUCUAUCAAAGAUCAUCUACAAAAUAUCUAAAAAAAUUUUGCUUUAUUAUAGCGUUAUAUUUUAUUCUUUUUUUUCUUUCACAUUAGAAAACUUACUACAUUACCUCUUGAAUUUUUUUUUACUAUUGAGAGUUGUUAAAAAAUUUGUAAACUUAUAAAUUUUUAUAUAAUAUAUUUUAUAUAGUUUAUAUAAUAGAUAAAAAAAUUUUAUUGAUUU